Messenger RNA from Diatraea saccharalis (sugarcane borer), 858 nucleotides. Lineage: Eukaryota; Metazoa; Arthropoda; Insecta; Lepidoptera; Crambidae. The record is from the annotation of a GenBank genome assembly.
UAAACUUUAUUUUCCCACGUGCAGAUGUACAUGUUUUGUAAGAAAAAUACAAAAUGAAAAUUCUUUCAGAGCAGAGAACGAAAAUAUUAUUCGAAAAACUGACAAAAUAUAUUGGUGUGAAUGUAAAGUUGUUGAUAGACAGACCUGAUGGCACAUACUGCUUCAGAGAGAAGAAGGACAGAGUAUAUUACAUUUCGGAACGUCUAUUACGAUUGGCACAAACAGUGAAACCGGAUCACCUAAUAUCUGCCGGUACUUGCUUCGGAAAAUUCACAAAAACGAACAAAUUUAGGUUACAUAUUACUGCACUGACUUAUAUAGCACCGUACGCACCAUUCAAAAUUUGGGUUAAGCCUUCAGCAGAACAGCAGUUCUUAUAUGGCCACCAUGUAAUCAAAAGUGGACUUGGACGAAUAACAGAAAACACACCAAAGUAUCAAGGUGUAGUGGUGAACACAAUGUCAGACAUUCCCAUUGGUUUCGGUGUAGCAGCAAGAACAACAGCUGAGUGUCGACAUGCUGAUCCGCUUGCGACAAUCGCUUUCCAUCAAGCUGACAUAGGGGAAUACAUCAGAUCGGAGGAUACACUGACUUAGUUUAAAUUAAUUUUUUAUUUUAGUUACCUAAUAUAGUUUUCUUUUUAAAAUCAAUAAUUUAAUAUAAAAUUAUUUUGGGAAUUUUAUUUCUAUCUAAUGAUUUUCUAAUUUUAAAUUGGGUUUAUCUUAUACUCUGUCAUACACUAUAAACUCCUGCAUACUAUAAGUUUACUUCUGUUUUCAUAAUUGUUUACUGAAUAAAAAAUGCAGUUUUGAGAUGAUUGUAACUAAGUUUAGUGUGUGCAACGGGAUUGCCACCAAU